AUGAGCAGCAGCAAUGGGCUUCCGCCCAACUGCCCGCCUGACGGUUUCGGCCUUCCACAAUAUUUUUACAACAACUCGGGCAGCUGCGCGCAGCAGACGUCGUUUUUUGCCGGGCAGCCCGUGCUUUCGGUGGGGGUGGGUUACGCCGUGGUGCUCGGCUUUGGCGCGUUCUUCGCCGUCUUCACCUCCUGGCUCGUGUGGCUGGAUAAGCGGUAUGUGGGCACGAGGCAGAGCAGCGAGUGGUUCAAUACAGCCGGCAGGAAUGUGAAGACGGGGCUUAUAGCGAGUGUGAUUGUAUCGCAGUGGACAUGGGCCGCCACCAUCCUGCAAUCCUCCAAUGUCGCCUUCCAGAAUGGAGUGAGUGGGCCGUUCUGGUAUGCCAGCGGGGCGACGGUGCAGGUGCUGCUGUUUGGAAUCAUUGCAGUGGAGAUCAAACGCAAGGCGCCCAACGCCCACACUGUCUGCGAAAUCGUCCGCGCCAGGUGGGGCACAGCAGCGCACAUCUGCUUCCUCUUCUUCUGCUUCCUCACCAACACCAUCGUCACAGCCAUGCUGGUGCUGGGAGGAGCAGCAGUGGUCACGGCCCUCACGGGUCUCAACGUGUACCUCGCCUCCUUCCUCGCACCCAUUGGAGUCAUCUUCUACACUCUCGCUGGUGGCCUCAAGGCCACCUUCCUGGCGUCAUACAUCCACAGCGCCAUCGUGCAUGGCAUCCUCGUCACCUUCGUGCUGCUCGUCUACUGGUUCAGUGGCCACCUCGGCUCCCCUGCUGCUGUGUUUAACGGCCUCGAAUUCGCCGCCAGCCCAACAAGGGAUUGCCGCCUCACCAACCCGGGGCAGGUGUGCGGGCCGGUGGAUGGCAACUACGAGGGGUCAUAUCUGACCAUGCUGUCGCCUGGGGGGUUCAUGUUUGGCAUCGUCAACAUCGUGGGCAACUUUGGUGCCGUCUUCCUUGAUAAUGGAUAUUGGAUGAGUGCGAUAGCAUCGCGCCCCUCCUCCACGCACAGAGGCUACAUUCUUGGAGGCCUCGUCUGGUUCGCCGUGCCUUUCUCCCUCGGGACCUCCCUCGGCCUUUCCAGCCUCGCCUUGGGAUUACCGGUCACGCUAGAGGAAGCUUCCAGAGGCCUCGUUCCCCCUGCUGCAGCAGUGGCUUUAAUGGGGGAUGCAGGGGCAGUGCUUAUCCUCGUUAUGGUGUUCAUGGCUGUGACUUCUGCUGGGUCUGCGGAGCUUUUAGCGGUUUCCUCGCUUAUGACUUAUGAUAUUUAUCGGACGUAUAUCAACCCGAGGGCGACCGGACGGCAGAUUUUGUUUUACUCGCGGGUUUUCGUGCUGACGUACGGGCUGUUUAUGGGUGUACUGGCGGUAGGGCUUAGCGAGUUGCGGGUUUCUCUAGGCUGGAUGUACCUUGUAAUGGGCGUGCUUAUAGGCAGCGCGGUUAUACCUGUAACGAACCUGCUUCUAUGGAAGAAGGCGAACGCAGUGGGGGCGAUAGCUGGGUGCAUUAUAGGCAUGAUUUCGGGUGUAGUGUCGUGGAUUACUGUAGCAGCAGUCAUGUACGGGAAUGUGGAUCUGAUUAGUACGGGGGAAGAGGCGCCGACGCUGACUGGCAACCUGGUGUCGCUCUUUGUCGGCGGCAUCGUGCAUGUGGCUUUCAGCCUCAAGUAUCCAGACGAUUAUGACUAUGCGAGCACCAGAGCCAUCACGCUGGUGGACAGAGACUGGCAUUCCGACAUCCCCCAUUGGGAGCACGACGAGACUCGUCUCAAGCAGGCUCGCCACUGGAUAAUCCUUUGGGGGGUCUGCCUCUCCGUCGUUCUCCUAGCCCUCUGGCCGCUGCUUGCGCUCCCUGCGGGGGUAUUUUCCCUGGGGUAUUUCACUUUCUGGGUCGUGAUUGCGAUCACGUGGGGCGUGGUUGCGUCCGCGGUGAUUAUUUUCCUGCCCGUUUACGAGAAUUGGCGCGGGUUAUGGCUGGUUCUAGACGGGUUAUUUACGAGCGAUAUCCUGCAGGAGAAGGUUGAUGAUAUAGGGCUGAGAUUGGCUGCGAUCAUGGCUACCAUACCUGAGGCGGAGGCUCGGUAUCUACAGUACAAGCGGGAGAUCUACGAGCUUCGGCAUAGAAGCUCGGGAUCCAGAGCGCGCCCGCCUUUCACUAAGAACCCUGCGUGUCGGCACCUGCGCCGCGGGUGUGCCUUCUCCCUGCUGCGCCAGCUGCCUCUCGUGCACCUGCCGCCCAGAGAGCUGCAGCUGCCGCCCAGAGAGCUACAGCUGCCGCCCAGAGAGCUACAGCUGCCGCCCAGAGAGCUACAGCUGCCGCCCAGAGAGAUGCAGCUGCCGCCCAAAGAGAUGCAGCUGCCGGCCCGGAAGCUGCAACUGCCACCCAAAGAAUUGGGGAGGGAAGGGGGCGGCAGCGGGGUGGGCGUGGAAGGAGUGGCGGUGGAUCCGGAUUUGAAGCUCAUUGCGAUUGUCUUCCCACAGGUGAUGUGCGGUCUGGUGGGGGGUUCAGAGCAUGAGUGCGUUCCUCGCCGUCACUGCAAGGGAUUGAACAAGCAAAGCCACAUCACCAACUCUCCUCUCCCGUUGCCGGGCUCCGUUUGUUCCCCUCCAAUCUUCCAUUUGCCACUGUUCCUUCCCCAGUUCCACGCGUGCAGGGAGAAUGAUGAGUUCUGGGGAGUCAAUUUCACCGAGUGGGACAAUGUCAAGAGAGCAUACUUCCACCCCACCACCUUCCGCCCUGUCGCCCACCCCAUCGGCCCCUCAACUCCUCCCAAACCUCCCCAUACCGCUCUACACUCCCACUCUUCCCCCAUCCCGAAUGCACUUCCGAUCUCCCACCCCCUCUCGCACCUGUCCGGUGGAUACUAUAACUUCCUCUCUCGCUCCCACCGCCGCCGAACCUCAGCUCUGGCCCGAGCCUACGGGUUCCAUGGCCUGUGCUACCACCACUACUGGUUCGGGUGCCGCCGAACCACCCUCGCCGAGCCUCUGCUCCGGAUGCUAGAGGACGGCGAGCCCAACCUCCCGUUUUGUCUUAUUUGGGCGAAUGAGCCGUGGACAAACCGGUGGGACGGGGCUAAAGGGGGAGGGGAAGGGGGGGAAGGAGGGAAUGGUGUGUUGCUGGAACAGACAUAUGGGGAUGAGGAGUGCUGGAAGGAGCAUUUCAACUGGCUACUGAAAUUCUUCAACCAUCCAAACUACAUCAAGGUAUCAGGCCGGCCUAUGUUCGGCAUUUACCAACUCGGCGACAUUCCCGAACCUGAGGCUCGGGGGAUGUUUGACCUCUGGCACGGCCUGGCUCGGCAGCAAGGCUUCCCGGGCCUGCAUUUGUUUCAGUGCCUCAUCCACACCAACAGUACACCGAACCAGCACUCCCUUGUGCAAGCCGUGGCGGAAUACGAGCCUAACUACCGCAAGUUUAGGUUCGGCGAGACCCCAUCAGUAGUUCGGCUUCAUCCGAACCACUACCGAGCCUCGUACGUGGCCUGGGAUAACUUCCCCAGGCACUCGACGGACCUGUCAUGGAGGCUCGGGGAUGUGGCAGAGGACCCGAUCCACUUGACAGCAAGAAUGGAGGCUCGGAUGAGGCUGGCUCGGCAAGAUGUGGCUGAGGAUCGGGCAAGGUUCGGCAGCCCAAACGGUUCGAGGGCUCGAGAAUCUAGCCUAGGUCAAGUCCAGAAACGUUCGGAGAAAGUGCAAAGAGGUUUGGACCAAGGUGGAGUUGAGAAUGAGUCAGAGGAGGUGCAAGAGGGGGUUGUUAAUGGGACAGUGCAAGAAGGGGUUGCGAACGGGACGUUCUUCUUUGUUGCGGCUUGGAACGAGUGGGGUGAAGGCAACGCACUCGAGCCGAACCAAAUCUUUGGGUUCGGAAACCUCAAUGCUGUCGCCCGAGCCUAUGCCCGCAGCAGGCGUCCAGCCACCGAGCCUCAGCUCGUGCUUCGGAGAUUAGCCGAAGCUGCAGUAGCGUGCGAGCUUUGUCUGGAUGUGAGAUACUAUGUGGAUAUGGAUGGUGAGCUGUAUGAGGGGAUGGAAGGACGUGUGAGACGGGAGGGAGGACGCAUAGUGAAGCACUUUAUAGAGAAGGGGUUUCUGGGAGGGAAGCAAUUCAGGCUGAGGCGAAGGCAUCAGGGGGAAAGGGAGUGGGGAGGGCAGGGGGGAGGGCAAGGAGGAGACCAGGGGGAAGGGCAGGGGGAAGGGCAGGGGGAAGGGCAGGGGGAAGGGCAGGGGGAAGGGCAGGGGGAAGGGCAGGGGGAAGGGCAGGGGGAAGGGCAGGGGAAGGUGAAUAGAGGACGGGAAGGAGAAGAGGAUGGUGAGGAGGGAGAUGGGAAGGGGGAAUGGGAAAGCGAAGCAGCUCAAUUGGAAGGAUACCAUGAGCUCAAUUGCUUCACGAGGGGCUUUAAGAACAUGACAGGUGGUGCUGCUGCUGCUGCUGCUGCUGAUGCUGCUGAUGCUGCUGCUGCUGGCAGGGAGGGCUCAAGAUUGAGAGGGGGCGCUGACUGCAAGUGGUUGAAGCUGCCUCUAGACUUUGUAACAGUUGCCUAUCUUGUAGAGGAAGAGCUUAUUUAA
Closterium sp. Yama58-4 is the source of this 4560-nucleotide messenger RNA. The record is from the annotation of a GenBank genome assembly. NCBI's taxonomy places the organism in Eukaryota, Viridiplantae, Streptophyta, Zygnematophyceae, Desmidiales, Closteriaceae.